AUGGACGCCGAUAUAUCAGACAUUCUCGCCUCUGUGUCAAGUCGUACAGUAAUACCUCCAAAGACUCUAGAUCUCCAAUCUCUCACCCGAGCCUGGAUCAAUGAACGCACAUCUCCCGAACUCCUCCCCUACCCCAACGACCUCAUCACCCGCUUCUCCACCAGCAUAUCCUCACAAAUCGCAAAGAUUGAAGAUCUCACCAGUGCACAAGACCCAGCCUCGAACUUCACAUUAGUGAUUCUCCAAACCGAACUCGAGCGCAUGAAAUUCCUCUUACGGAGCUACCUGCGAACACGAAUCGCAAAAGUCGAUAAAUAUCCCAUACAUUACAUGCAACUCCAAACCGGGCAACAAGAGGAAUCACCAAACGACAGAGAUCCUGUUCUGAGCACGCUGGAAUCUCAGUACCUCUCAGCGCAUCAAGCUCUGUUGACGAAUCACUACAAAAGCUCAUUUCUCAAGCAAUUUCCUGCAAAUCUUCAGAAAUUGGAUGAUACGGGUGGUGGGGUUAGUAUGAUUGACAAACCUGACGACGAUACUGCAGUCUUCUGUCGAGUUUUGAGGGAUUGCUUUGUGGAGCGACCGGUUUAUGGUGGGAUUGAUAUGGUGAGGGGAGACAUUUGGGUCUUGAGAUGGAGUACGAUUCGGGAGAAGGUCAAAAUCGGGGAUGUGGAGUUGAUAUGA
Pseudocercospora fijiensis CIRAD86 is the source of this 684-nucleotide messenger RNA. RefSeq lists its product as uncharacterized. Gene Ontology annotation, cellular component: GINS complex. Lineage: Eukaryota; Fungi; Ascomycota; Dothideomycetes; Mycosphaerellales; Mycosphaerellaceae. The record is from RefSeq and is a predicted model, not a curated record. Gene Ontology annotation, biological process: DNA-templated DNA replication; double-strand break repair via break-induced replication. The coding region runs from base 1 to 684 and encodes 227 amino acids. The transcript has a single exon.